AUGUCCGAGGUGGAGGAGACGCUCGAGCGCAUCAAGAACCACAAGGGUGUGGAGGGCUACGUGAUCGCCGACCGCAACGGCAACGUUCUUCGGCGUCACCCGCAGAUGCAGGUGGCGGAGGCUGAAAAGUACGCGCUCUACAUGAAGGAGCUCACUACGAAAGCGCGAGGCGUCGUUCGCGACCUGAACCCCAAGAACGACCUGCAGUACAUGCGCAUCCGCGUCAAAAAGCUCGAGCUGCUGAUCGCACACGAGAUGGACUUUCUAGUUGUCGUGAUCCAGAGAUGGACGCCGACGAACGGAUAG
Messenger RNA from Phytophthora sojae, 306 nucleotides. RefSeq lists its product as hypothetical. Bases 1 to 306 code for a protein of 101 amino acids. Gene Ontology annotation, biological process: microtubule-based movement. Gene Ontology annotation, cellular component: cytoplasm; cytoplasmic dynein complex. The transcript has 2 exons. NCBI's taxonomy places the organism in Eukaryota, Oomycota, Peronosporomycetes, Peronosporales, Peronosporaceae. Gene Ontology annotation, molecular function: dynein intermediate chain binding. The record is from RefSeq and is a predicted model, not a curated record.